This is a messenger RNA of Diaporthe amygdali, 4251 nucleotides long. RefSeq lists its product as uncharacterized. The record is from RefSeq and is a predicted model, not a curated record. The transcript is spliced from 4 exons. Lineage: Eukaryota; Fungi; Ascomycota; Sordariomycetes; Diaporthales; Diaporthaceae. Bases 1 to 4251 code for a protein of 1416 amino acids.
AUGGCCGCACCUAUGCAACAGAUGCCUGGCCAGCUCAUGCCACAGCAGCAGAACCGCUUUGGCGUGGGCGGGGGGCAGGGGAUGGAUUUCGGUCAAUAUGCCUUCCAGUUCAUACAGAACACCCCGUAUGUCGGCCCUGGCUGGCAGACAAGCGUGGCCAUUACGGAGCGUGUAGGCAAGGCCCAAGACCUUAUCACAAAUGCUGUCCUUGCGACGCCUAAUCAACCGUGGCAAAGACUCGCCCACCUCUGCGUUCAGUUUGAGUCGAACGCUUUGAGGGAAUCGCCAGACAAGGCCACGUAUGAACACAAAAUGCGGCAAAAGAGCGCAGAAAUGCACGCCAGGCGCCAGGGUCAAGUACCUCAGCUCCAAGAGUCGAUGAACGCACAGGCAGCGCAGCGACAGCAACAGAUGAUCAUGAUGAAUCAACAACGACAACAGCAGGCUGCUCUCAUGCAGGCACAGAUGGCUGGAAGGGGCGGCGGACCUAACCAGGCAGGAUUUCAACACCUGCAGAACCCUAUGCAGGUAUCUCAGCUACCCCAACAGGCUCCUCAGAUGGGCCUCAAUCUGAGCAACGGCAUGACGCCACAGAUGAAUCCAGGGCAACAAGGUUUCUCCAUGCCUCAAGGACCCCAGCGUGGUCCUGAGCAACAGCAACUGUCCGAUGCGGACAAGCAGAAGAUACAGGCGCUGGCCCAAACCCUGAUGCAGCAGGCAAGCGAUGCCCAGAAACAACAGAUGAUGCAGAGCGUUGCGAGCCGCCUCCCACCUCAAAGACUUGCACAGAUGCGCGCGGAAGGCCAGAACCCGCUGGCAAUGCUAUUUCAACAAGAGGCAACCAAAAGGUUCAUGAUGGCCCGGCGGCAUCAGAUGCAAAAGCAAGGAAUGCCUCCUAACACGCCUGGCAUGCAAAUGCAACCUGGUCAACAGCGCGCGAUGAACCCAAAUAUGAUGAACAGUAUGGGCCAGUCCGGUGGACAACUUGGCCAAUUCGGCAACAUGGAGAGUAUCAUGAACGAGCAGAAGCAAGGCCUCCUAGCUGAGCAAGCGGGGCAGCUUGUUGUACCAGCAAGCUCCGGUCCAGGCCGUAACGCUACGCCUCAGCCUCUGUCGAACAUGCAGCCCCAGAACAUGUUCUCUCAGGGCCCAAAUCAGACCCCGCGGCCCCAGAUGCCGAACGGUUUUGAUCUGCAGCAGCAGCAGCAGCAACAGCUCAAGCAACAGCUGGCUGCUUCGCAAGCUCACGCACAAGCACAAAUCAGGGCACAGGCUGCGGCGAAGGGUUUGCAGGGUCAGCCAGGGGGCCUGAGCGGUCCGAUGCCCGCAUCACAAAGCCCUGCGAUGGACAACCUGAACGCUCCCGUCAGGCAGCCACCCGUCGCUAUGGGCCAAAUGGGAAGUAAUCAAGGCCAGCCGGGUAAUCCACAAUUCAACCAAGGGCUCGAUCCUCGAUUCAAUCAGCAAGGAGGCCCGGGGCCUAUGGCUGGAAACCCGAACAUGCCGCAAGACCCUGCUAUCAGGGCCAUGCUCGCUCAAUUGGAUCCAGAACAGCGGCAGAAGUUCAGACAGCUGCCACCUGACAAGCUCGCCGAGCUGUUUUCUAAAUGGAAGCGCUCGGGCAUGUUGCGUCCAGGGCAAGCACAGCCAGGAUUGCCCAUGAACCCAGCGAAUGCAGCGAACCCUAUGGGCAAUCCUAUGCAUCAGCCGCCGCAGGGGGGCAUGGGCCCUCAGAUGCAGCAGCCUAACUUCCCGAAUCAAAUGAAUCGAAUGCGGGGUGGUAACCCGUUACAGCACCCUCAAGCACAGAUGAUCAUGGACAACAUGGACCUGCCUCCCAAUGUGACCCAGAAUAUCCCUGGCAUACCGCCAGAUGCCAAGAAAUGGGGCCAGUUUAAGGCGUGGGUCUCACAAACGAACGCACCCAUACCUGAUCAACAGAAGGCGAUUUUGAGGCAACUUCAGGUAAAUCAAUUCAGACGCAUGGUGGCCUCUCAUGGACAAGGUGGGAUGCCACAGCAACCUGGGGCUCCCGCUCCAAAUGCAAUGGCAAAUCUACCACCCAAUACCCCAAUCCCCGAAGUCACUCCUCAGGAGAUACAGCAGUUCCGAAUGUCACAGCAAAAUUUCAGGGAAGCCCCAGAGGAGCAGAUCAGAGCAUUCAUACAACGACUCAAGAUACAAAGGAUGCAACGAGCUGCUGCGAUGGGUCUGGGCGGUCAACCGCCAUCUGGGCAACCCGCAACGACAGCGGGCACGCAGCCAGGAGUCCCUCCAACCGCUUCGGGACCUCAACAAGGUAUGCAGCCAGGACAGACCAUCCCGGCGCCUGUCUCCGCCCCAGAGCCCAGCCAAACUCCAGUUGCACCAGGGCCGAAGGCCAACCGGCCACCUCAACCGAACAUGGCCGCGCCGCCGAACCCGUCACCGGCUGCACCAACGAAGAAUCUCAAGCGCCCGGGCGACGAUCUAGAAGCGACCACACAGCCAAAUGCCAACAACCAGAGGCCGGCUUCUCAGCCUACUCAACUUCCUCCUGGUGGCCCAAUUCCAAACCUGACUCCGGAGCAGUUAGCGAAGAUGACUCCGGAGCAAAGACAAAAGUACGAGCUCAUGCGGCAGCAGCAAAUGCAGGAGAUGCUGCACUUCAAAUCUAUCCUCCAGGAAGAAACGAAGGCCUACGAAGCUCAGAGAUUUCCCGAUGUUCCUAUGACUGCAGAGACUCGGGCCCAGAUGACAGCUUUUAUUCAGAAGAUUUCCCAAGAAUUCACCAAGCUUUCGAGGGUGAUAAACCAUUGGUUCCGGCUCUCUAGAGAUGAGGCUAGACUCAGGGCUUUUGUCAGAACACGUCUGCGAGUGCUAAGUCAAUUCCAAAACAACAACACAGAGCAGCCACUCAAGGAAAACCUCACGAUGACACGACAAGAGAUGUUGCAGUCGAAGCACCUGCUUGACAGCAUGAUGAAGGACUUGGCGUCCACUCAAAAAGGUGCCCGGCCACCUCAGCAAGGAGGACCUGCUACUACCCAGCAGCCUCCACAGCCUCAGCAAUCUCAACAGCCCCAACAGCCCCAACGACCUGAGCAACCAGCACCAGCGCCGGCACCAACUCCGCUUAACGAGGCGAACCUCGCCAAGCAGACCCAGGCACUGAACAAGGCUCACCAGAGGUCGAACAGCAAGAGCGGCCAGCCACCGGCGGCUCCAACCUCUGCUCAGCCGCCAUUCCCAUUCGGCGCAACGUCUCCAGAUGGCGCGCCUCGUUGGGUCGCCCCGACGCCCUUGACUCAGGAAAAGCUGCAGCUUCCGAACGCAGGUGCGCGGAAGAGAGUGAAGACGGCGGCGAAUGCGCAGGCAUCCUCGCCUGCGGUUUCGAGCCAGAACGCAUCGCCGCAGACAAAGGUUACAUCUCCGGAGCUGAAGAGAAAAGAGCCCAAGCCGGCACCCAAGCCGGCGUUCAUGUGCACGGAGCCCGGGUGCGAGUUGGCUGACACGGGUUUCCCAACCGAGGAAGCACGCAAGCAGCAUCACCAGGAAGUACACGUGCUGCCGUACGAGGACCCGCAGCAGUUUAUGCAGCAGUCAUUCGCUACGGCCUUUGGACUGGACGAGAACGGUCAGACCAAGUCGCAACAGCAACCUGGGCCUGAAGAAGCGACCCCAAUGUCACGCGAGGCUUCUAUCAAGCAACAAGGUGGUGCUCUCGGGGCCUCGUCAGUGCAAGGCCCCAGACCUGGUGAGAACAAGGCGGCGACGGCGGCCGCGACUGGGCCGAAGCCUGGAGACAAGAGCACGCCUGACCAGGUGGCCCCUGGUUUCCAACAGUCCCAGCUGGUCGUCGACCCUCUUGCGAACACGACGAUUGACCCCCAGAGCUUGAUGGCACCGAUGAUGCACUUAUUCGACCCUGCGGCCGGCGGUGUUAUCUCGGACAUGACUCUGUACCAGUCUACGACACCGCCCGAGGACACGCCGGAGUCGAGUGCGAGCAAGGAUAGUGGGGUAUCCGAGCCCAACAGCGACAUCCCGGAGACGGCGAACCUAGAAAUCGAUAUGAACUGGCAGAACUUUGACGACUCGACGCUGGUGAACGGGAUGGCGGCGUUUGGUAUGGACAUGGAGCUGAACAGCUUCGAGGGGAUGGCGUCGUUUCCGAGCGAUGACAUGCUGAUUACAGAGGACAUGCUUGUGGAUUUGGACAAGCCAUUUACCGGGUUAGACUCGUCGCUCUACGAGCUGAAUAGCUUCUGA